AUGACUUCGCUCGUCUUUCGUCAACUCCUUGGUCGCUCCGUAGCUGGAAGCUGCACCAUUGCCGCCGAAGAUGAUUUUGGGCCAGUUGUCGAGGGAUGUUUGGACAACUUUGACUUUACGCUUCUAUUCCAAGAAGCUAUCCUCUCGAUAACCCCGAUGGGCGUGACGAUUCUCCUACUGCUUCAUCGUCUUCUGUAUUUGCGCAAGCAGCCUCAAAAAGUCUAUUCUGGAGGUUUACUGCAGAAAGCCAAACUGGUUGCAUUCGCCGUCUUCACAACGGUCCAGAUUGCGCUCGUUGCCAUUGCAGCCCUUCCCGGCACCCCGACUACGGCAGCAUCGCUGGCAUGUGCUGUAGUCAACCUGCUCGGGGCGGCCAUCAUGUGGGUUUCAUCUCAUCUCGAGCAUGUGCGCUCGGUCCGGCCGUCUCUGCUUUUGAACGCCUACUUCUUCUUCUCGCUUCUUUUCGACAUUGUACGCGCGCGGACCCUCUGGGCAAUCUCGCAGAAUGCCGCGUUUGCCAGUGGCUUCUGCGCUUCAAUUGGCUUAAAAGUCGUCUGUUUGGUCCUCGAGGCCGUGGAGAAGCAAAGCAUUCUUCUUCCCGAAUACGCCACGUAUCCGUCUGAAGCCACGGCCGGUUUUUUCAAUCGCAACUUCUUUCUCUGGCUGUGUCCAACGUUGAUCCGUGGCUUCAGCAAAGAGCUGGUCGUUACAGAGCUCGAGGCCAACGAUAGGUCGCUGGAUCCGAAUACCCAUCAGAACAAGCUCCAGGCGCUCUGGAACAAGUGGAGGAGAUGGAACAAGAAGAUGUCUCACUCGCUUCUCGUGACGUAUGCCGUUCACUUUCGAUGGAAGCUCGCGGCGGCCGUCAUUCCCCGACUCUGUUUGAUCGGCUUCAAAUUUGCGCAACCGUUCUUGGUUCAGUCAGCUGUCGUCUACCUCUCCGAGCUGAAUGGCCAACAUUCAAGAAACUCGGGCUAUGGGCUGAUCGCAGCGUACAUCAUUGUUUAUGUUGGAAUUGCGAUCAGCGGUACGAAAGCACAGCACAAAGCAUUUCGUCUCAUCACAAUGAUCAGAGGAACUCUGAUUAGCCAGAUUUUCGACCAUACCCUCAAACUCAGCACAUCGUCUUUAAACGAAUCCAAAGCCGUUACGCUAAUGAGUUCUGAUAUCGAGAGAAUCGGCACAGGAUUGCGCAACGUGCAUGAAAUUUGGGCUUGUAUCAUUGAGAUAGCACUGGCCAUGUGGUUACUCCAAGGUCAACUCGGAAUAUCAAUUAUCGCGACUGGACUCGUCACUCUAUUCUGCACUGGUGGCGCGGUCUGGGUAGCAAAAGGUGCUGGAGACCGUCAAAGCGUCUGGCUUGAAGCAAUUCAAAGGCGAGUCCAUGCAACGGCAAAUAUGCUGGGCUCGAUGAGGGGCGUCAAGAUGUCCGGCCUCACCAAUGACUUGUCGGCCAAUAUUCGAAAAUUGCGUCUCGAGGAAAUUAGCUCUUCAUACGAGUUCAGAAGAUUGCUUGUCCGCGUCGUGAAUCUAUCUUUCAUGUCAACCGCUCUGACUCCCGUCAUUACGUUCCUCGUCUUUAGCGUUUUGGCCAAAGUCAACAAUUCUCAAACACUGACUCCCGAAAUCCUAUUUCCCGCCUUGACACUGUUUGAACUCCUAGCUUCUCCUGUUUCCGUACUAAUCGAAACCCUUGGAGGUGUCAUGUCCGCGGUCGGUUCCUUCCAGCGAAUCGGCGAGUAUCUCGCGACGGAAGUACACGUUGACAGCAGGAACAACGUCACAUACGAGAAACACGGGUCAUUUGGACUAGAAAUGCCUCCAGUUAUCCCCAGGUCAAUCAUCUCGAUGGGAAGACGAGGGUUAGAAAACUGUGUGGAGGUGGCCAAACUAAGUGUUGGUUAUGGCAACAACGAGGCGCCAGUUUUGAAGGAGCUUAAUUUUGAGAUCAAGACUUCGCAAAUUGCUAUGAUUAUUGGUCCAGUGGGAUGUGGCAAGUCAACAUUGAUUCAUGCAUUACUUGGUGAGAUACCCAAGACUUCCGGCUCCAUCCAUAUAGCCUUUCAAGAAGCGGCGUACUGCAGCCAGACAGCCUGGAUUACGAAUGGGACGGUACGCCAGAAUAUUCUGGGGGAACUGGAGAUGGAUGAAGCCUGGUACAACACUGUCAUCCAUGUGUGCGCCCUAGAUACCGACCUUGAACAGUUUCAUGGAUCUGAUCUGUCCAUGGUGGGAAGCAAAGGCGUCAGGUUGAGUGGAGGCCAACAGAUGCGUCUGGCGCUUGCAAGAGCACUCUACUCGCGUAAAGCAGUUAUUUUCCUUGACGACAUCUUCAGUGGCUUGGACUCAACGACGGAAGAGAAGAUUUUUGCGCGCCUCUUCGGCCACGACGGCCUCUUCCGGAAACAAAAGACAACAGUCAUCAUGGCAACCAACGCUGUUCAUCGCCUGUCCUCAGCAGACCACAUCAUUGCCCUCAGCAGUGACGGCCGAGUCCUCGAGCAGGGCAGCUUCGAAGAGUUGCAGGCUACCGGUGCUUACACGCGCGCGCUGGCACCAUCGAAACGCAAGACGGCGUCUGCAGGAGACCCCAUGACGACGCAGAUCAAUACCCAGUUGUCACAUGCAAUAGCCCCAGAGGUUCCAAAAGGCUUGCAAAGACGCACGGGCGAUGGAACAGUGUAUAACUAUUACAUAGCCACUUUUGGCUGGUACAAGUGGUCAAUUCUCAUGUUCUUCGCUGCGUGCUACGGUCUAUUGACCGUCUUCCCUCAGGUGUGGGUUAAUUGGUGGGCAACGGCAAACUUGAAGCAGCCGAGUUCACAGCUUGCAUACUAUGUUGGCAUCUACGCCGCCCUUAGCAUUCUGUUUCUCAUUGCCGAGUACGGCGGUUGGACUGAACAGGCUGACAAAAUGGUCACAAGGCAUCUCAUCAUCAACUUGGUCCCAAAGACAGCCCUGAAAGUACACGACACUCUACUUCGGACUGUUCUCAAUGCACCCAUGUCCUUUUUCGCCAAGACCGACACUGGCGUCACACUCAACAGAUUCAGUCAGGACCUGGAGCUCAUUGACAUGGAACUCCCUCUGUCAGUCAUCAACACCGUCAUAAUUUUCGCAGUCAUCAUCGCCCAAAGCGUUUUAAUCUGCGUGACUGGCCGCUACGUUGCUGCGGUUCUUCCCUUGUGUGUUGGCAUCGUCUAUGCCGUGCAAAAGUAUUACCUCCGCACGUCGCGACAGUUGCGGUUACUCGACAUUGAAGCAAAAUCGCCUCUGUUUUCACACUUCCUAGAAGCCCUCUCGGGGCUGGCUACCAUUCGCGCGUUUGGCUGGCAGAAUGGAUAUCUCGAGGAGAGCAAGCGCAUCCUCGAGCUGUCACAACGCCCUUACUACAUGUUGUUCUGUGUGCAGAGAUGGCUAGGCUUGGUUCUUGAUCUCAUCGUCACCGGCAUCGCCGUGGUGCUUGUGUCGAUUGGCGUUGAGGCCAAGGGUGUUGUUGACACGGGGCUGAUGGGGCUGGCGCUGGUGAACAUUGUGAGUUUUAGCACGAAUUUGAAGUUCUUGGUGACCAACUGGACAUUACUGGAAACAUCCAUCGGUGCUGUUUCGCGCGUCCGUAGCUUUGAGCAGGGCACCGAGUCGGAGAACAACGACGAUGGGCGGCAAAGACAGCCGCCGAGCGAUUGGCCUAGCGCGGGUGCAAUCACAUUUGAAGGCGUGACGGCGCGGUUUGACGAAUCACUACAAAAGAAUGUCCUCCGUGACGUGUCCUUGACGAUCAAAGGAGGGCAACGCAUCGGCAUUUGCGGGCGAAGCGGCAGUGGAAAGUCUUCUCUAGUUUCCACCCUGUUCCGCCUCCUGGAUCCCCAUGCCGGCCGCAUCACCAUCGACUCAAUCGACAUUUCCACUCUCGCACGGCAUGAAGUGCGCUCGCGUCUUACCGCCAUUCCUCAAGAACCUUACCUGCUCACAGGGACCAUCCGCGUAAACGUGGAUCCAUUCGGCCGGGCAUCAGAUGAAAAGAUAAUCAGAGUGCUCGAGACGGUCGGAUUGUGGAAGUUGGUCCAGGAGAAGGGUGGCCUUGAUGCCGUGAUGACUGAAGGUUCAUUCUCACACGGCCAGCGCCAGCUUGUGUGUCUUGCGCGCGCCAUGACGAGAGAGAGUUGUGUGCUCGUCAUGGAUGAGGCGAGUAGCAGUCUUGACGUCAAAACGGAUGCACUUUUUCAGCAAGUUAUCCGCUCCGAAUUUGCAAAGCACACGAUUAUAGCAGUAGCGCACCGCCUGGACACCGUAGUGGACUUUGAUUACGUUGCUGUGCUAGACGACGGAGUGGUGGUAGAGUUCGAUGCGCCAGAGGAGUUGCUCAAGCGCCCAUCGGCGUUUAGAGAGCUUUACGAAGCACAGAAGGGGGAAACGAUCGAGGAAGAGGAAGAGGAGAUAUCAGAUUCGACUACUGCGAAUGAGAAGUGGGGAUGGAUGUGGGAAUAA
Metarhizium robertsii ARSEF 23 is the source of this 4488-nucleotide messenger RNA. RefSeq names its product canalicular multispecific organic anion transporter 1. Lineage: Eukaryota; Fungi; Ascomycota; Sordariomycetes; Hypocreales; Clavicipitaceae. Bases 1 to 4488 code for a protein of 1495 amino acids. The transcript is spliced from 14 exons. Gene Ontology annotation, molecular function: ATP hydrolysis activity; ABC-type transporter activity; ATP binding. The record is from RefSeq and is a predicted model, not a curated record. Gene Ontology annotation, biological process: transmembrane transport. Gene Ontology annotation, cellular component: membrane.